ACGAGCGGCGGGCGCCCCGAUUGGGCGUCGCUUUGGAGAGGAUGUGACAUCAGGCACAUCUCUCGCUUGGCUGGAUCGCUGGCUGCCGACCAGGGCAGCCCGGGAGCUGUUUUGUUAAAUCCCAACCCAGGUGCUCGAGUUUCUGCCCCGAGAGCCGCCGGCACCACGUCCCGGGCUGCUGCAAGCUCUGCUCGACUCAUGCGUGCCGAGUCUGUUCCAGAGAGCGCUCCGGCCGCUGGGGGCUCACCGGGGACGAUGGAAUUUGAACUCUGGAAACCAACCACAAAGUGAAAAAGCAGCGGUUGGACAGACAGGGCUGAGAUGGAUGAAGAGAGAACAAACCGAAAUGCCAGCAAAUUGCAAGGAGUCGGAGGCCAGGCGUCUGCAGCGGCUCCAUCAAACCCGCUGAUGAGGGACUUUGUUUCAGACUGGUCUCCUCUACAUGAGGCCUCUAUCCAUGGGCGUCUGCUUUCUCUGAAGAAACUCAUUGAACAGGGGGGUGAUGUCAAUCUUGUUACAGCAGACCAGGUAUCUCCUCUCCACGAGGCCUGCCUAGGGGGUCACGCUGCCUGUGCCAGUGUCCUGUUAAAACACGGUGCUCAGGUGAAUGGAGUGACUGUUGACUGGCACACACCCYUGUUCAACACCUGUGUCAGUGGCAGUGUGGAUUGUUUGAAUUUGCUGCUGGAGCACGGAGCCAGCCUGCAGCCACCCUGUGACCUGGCAUCCCCCAUCCAUGAAGCUGCUAAGAGAGGUCAUGUGCAAUGUGUGGAAGUCCUUGCGUCCCGUGGGGCAGACAUAGAUCACAACAUCAAGCACCUGGGUACUCCACUUUAUGUAGCUUGUGAGAACCAGCAACUGAACUGUGCCAAGAAGCUGCUUGAGUCAGGAGCAAACGUGAACAGCGGCAAGGACCUGGACUCCCCUCUGCACACGGCUGCCAGGAAUUGCAGUGUGGAGCUGGCAAAGCUGCUGAUGGACUUUGGAGCAGACAUUUGGGUGAAGAACGCUGAAAACAAGAGGCCAGUGGAGCUGGUCCCACCUGGCUGCCCUGUGGGCCAGCUGUUCCUGCAGAGAGAAGGGCCACUGUCCUUGAUGCAGUUGUGCCGCCUGUGCAUCAGGAGGUGCUUUGGAUACAAGCAGCACCAAAAAAUAACUGGACUUCUUCUCCCAGAYGAGCUGAAACAUUUCCUUCUCCACAUCUGAGCCUUUUCCUGUUCAAAAUGGUGCCUUUAAUAACACAGCAAGACACAGAUCCUGCUGCCACAAACCAAAGUGCAGUUGUGACCACUCUCUGCUCACUUGGGUGCUCCCCUGGGAAUACCAGCUGCCUGAUACAUAUGAGAGCAAGGAUGCUGAGAGUCCAACUGUUCUUCCCAUGGCCCUAUUUGGCCUUGAAUUCUGAACCAAAGUGCAUCUGCACCAGUGGGAGCAGCACCCAGCCCUGAGGGGCUGCCACUUUCUCCCUGAACUGAAGGGGCAGCCACACAUUUGGUGCUUCUGCUUUUCCACUUCACUGUGGAGACUCCACGAGAGUGGGCUGGGUGUGCAAAAUCUGAUGGCAUCACUAACGCCAGCAAUGAGAGACACAGAGGGCACCUCAGAAGUGGAGAGACCUGGCAGCCUUCAAAUCUAUGAAAGCUUCUUUUGGUGUUCACCAUUGUGCCAGUGUGUGCAGUGCCAGCCUUCUUUUGCAUGUGGAAAGUUAAAGACAGCUCAAGUGCUGUCUGGAUGCUGAUAUUUGGUGUAAAUCACCACUCAAACCCUCGUCUGCACAAGGUGACUGCUGGCUAGAGGCCUCCAGGCUGGAUUCCUUUGUGCUGACCAAACACAGCACAGUUCUGUUGGGUUUGUGGAACACUAAAUCAUAUCCUAAUGGGACAAAACAACGAACACAGUUAGGUCUGUAACUCCUCUGGUGGUAGAGACACAUAGAAAGGUGUCACCUGACCCAAUUCAUCACACAUACUUGAACCAUGGAAAAAUUACCUGGCUGGUUUAAAAUUCUAUAUUGUUUCCCUCAUGCCUGGGAAGAAAAGUAGAAAUCUCUUUUCACAGAGGCUGACUAAAAGCAGGUAUCUGGGAUGGGAAAGGCAGAUCCUUCUAAAAUCAGUAUCUUGGUUAAGCUGAAUCUGCAUUGAGCAGGCAAAGGAAUGGACAAUGAACCUAGUGCUCAACUCUGAAGAUUGAAGUGUGAAAAAUCCCUGCUUUGGUGAUGUAUUGGAAAGUUGGAGAUCCAUCUUACUAUAGUCUAGAAGAUGAAGAAACAUUUGGUUUUAUAUCCUAAUUUUACUUUUGCCUUUAGGCAUUUAUUUUAUAACUUCAGCCAAUGAAGUUACAAAAUAGGAGWGAUGCUGAUACCAGGAGGAAAUUGCUCUGAGAACCAGAUGAGAGUGUUGCUUCCAAGUGUUGCAGUUUGCUUUUCUUAUGAAAAUUUCAUGGUAUGACUCUGUUCACUUGAACUCCUCUGCCCAAGUGUAAUUGGGAUGAUUCUGUAUGCUCGGCUUCUAUCAUCUCAGUGUGUUUACUUAUUUAUUUUCAUAAAAAUUGUGAUCAACAACUGGUGAAUUACAGCUUUAUGUAUCAAUACUUCUCCAGUUUUGAACUKUAAAAGUUGUAUAAGAUGCAAACUGAAAAGCUCACUAUAAGUGAGGUUUGGAUUUUUUUAAUAUUUGAAAACAUUCAAAAUGUAAUGCAAGACUUAAAUAACUGUCAGAUAUAUAUUUUCAGAUUCUUUCCUAUUUUUCUUUUAACUUUUUAAUGGCAGUUAAGCCACAAUUUUGUAGGAUAUUUUCUCAGAAAUAAAUAGUUUUUACUCUUUU
Molecule: messenger RNA, 2822 nt
Organism: Malurus melanocephalus (red-backed fairy wren)
Lineage: Eukaryota; Metazoa; Chordata; Aves; Passeriformes; Maluridae
Gene: ASB9
Product: ankyrin repeat and SOCS box containing 9
Exons: 8
Coding region: 322-1206 (294 amino acids)
Biological process (GO): protein ubiquitination; intracellular signal transduction; positive regulation of protein catabolic process
Molecular function (GO): protein binding
Source: RefSeq, a predicted model, not a curated record